UGGUUGAUAAGUGCAGUAACAAUGAUAAGAAAGUUCAUUGGAUCAAAGAAUUCCUUCUGGGAAUGUCAAUAUAACAUCUGCUAUGGAUACAUUUCAGUGGGCGCGGGCACGUCCGGCUGUGUGGUAGCUAAUCGUCUGUCGGAGGACUCGCAGCAGACAGUGCUCCUCCUGGAGGCAGGAGGAGACGACUCCGAUUAUCCGGACAUCCAAAUCCCGCUGUUUGCUCCACGCCUGCAGAAGACCACGGCUAACUGGAACUACAAGACGGUGCCACAGAAAUAUGCUUGCAAAGGGUUAAAGAACCACCAAAGUAACUGGCCCAGGGGUAAAGUGCUAGGAGGUACAAGCUGUCUGAAUCACAUGCAGUAUGUAAGAGGAAGUCGUCAUGACUACGACUUGUGGGCGGAGCUAGGUUGUCAGGGGUGGAGCUAUAGAGAGGUGUUGCCAUACUUCAUCAAAUCGGAAAAUAACACGAAUAAAGAAUACGUUGAAUCAGGCUAUCACGGCAGCACUGGCCCUAUGGUUAUAUCUGAUGUAGGCAUCACACCGCUGUGUAGGACGUUUGUCCGUGCCGGCCAGGAGCUGGGGUACCAGGCGAGAGACUGCAAUGGCCAGGAGCAAAUAGGCUUUAUGGUUUCGCAAUGCAAUGUCGGAGACGGGAAACGUACGAGCACAUCUGCGGCAUUUCUGAAACCUGCAAUGGCUCGCAAAAAUCUACAUGUGGUUACGCAUGCGCAUGCGGUGAAGAUUGUUUUUGAGAAGGAUACGGCUAAUGGUAUUGUGUUCAGACGAAAUGGGAAACUCCAAACGGUGCAGGCUAGGCGGGAAAUUGUCCUCUGCCAAGGAGCUAUCGGCACCCCACAGAUCCUAAUGCUCUCAGGAGUUGGGCCUCGUGAUCAUCUACAAAGUUUACAGAUCCCGUUAGUUGCUGAUCUCCCGGUGGGCGAUCAUCUUCAGGAUCACGUGUUCGUGGACGGCAUCGAAUUCGAGAUCGAUGAUCCCAUAUCAAUAACCGAUCAACUUGUCAACUCUCUGAAAGCUAACGUAGACUAUGAAGUCUUCAAGAAAGGCCCAUAUACCAGCGCGGCUACAAACGAGGGCGUAGCUUUCAUCAAACGGCUGCCCAUGACCCACGUGACAAGUACCCGGAUAUUGAGCUACACUUAUUGGCAGGACUCCGUGCGAGCGGACCCACAUCUGAAACGAAAGCCAACUUUGAGGGGCACAAUACGCCUGCGCAGUGACAACCCAGACGAUCAUCCAAUCAUCGACCCGAAUUACCUAUCUGACAUCGCAGACGUCAACUCCUUAGUGGAAGAUUUGCCUACAAACUCUGCUCAACGGAUGCGUUCAAGCAACACGGGACUCGAGCCACGAAUCGGCUGCUACCCAGAUCCUCUGACAAUCAUACCGUUCUCUGACGCAUACUGGGAAAGCCUAGCACGCCACAACACGAUGACGCUGUACCACCCAACAGGCACGUGCAAGAUGGGUCACGCGGCGGACACCACCGCUGUUGUAGACCCCAAACUGCGGGUUCGAGGGCUGAGGAACCUCCGGGUUGUUGAUGCUUCCAUCAUGCCGGAAAUCGUAACCGGAAACACCAACGCUCCCGUCAUCAUGAUUGCGGAGAAGGCUUCCGAUAUCAUCAAAGCCGACUGGAUAAAGUCAGGCGCAAAACUUUAGCUCAUGCGCAUUAAGAUGCAAUCAGAAAGCAGUAUUCAUCAGCGGCGUAUGUGCGUUCGCCUAAGUCAAACACGUGAAAUGUAAUGAUAUAUAUGAUGUGUAAAGCCUGAUUAGGCAGAUCUGUAGCAAAUACAAGUCGUUAUCUGAGGACAAAUGUGAUUCUAUUUUACUCUCUAAUAAAGUUUACAUCAAAGGA
Molecule: messenger RNA, 1882 nt
Organism: Liolophura sinensis
Lineage: Eukaryota; Metazoa; Mollusca; Polyplacophora; Chitonida; Chitonidae
Product: L-sorbose 1-dehydrogenase-like
Exons: 10
Coding region: 22-1686 (554 amino acids)
Molecular function (GO): oxidoreductase activity, acting on CH-OH group of donors; flavin adenine dinucleotide binding
Source: RefSeq, a predicted model, not a curated record